Candida dubliniensis CD36 is the source of this 792-nucleotide messenger RNA. RefSeq lists its product as uncharacterized. Gene Ontology annotation, cellular component: cytoplasm. The transcript has a single exon. The record is from RefSeq and is a predicted model, not a curated record. Lineage: Eukaryota; Fungi; Ascomycota; Pichiomycetes; Serinales; Debaryomycetaceae. Gene Ontology annotation, biological process: protein folding. Bases 1 to 792 code for a protein of 263 amino acids.
AUGAAUAACGACCCCAAAUUCCAAGUACAAGUUGAUCCUAAUGAAGAUACAGAAUGGAAUGAUAUAUUAAGACAACAUGGUAUUAUUCCAGAAAAGCCACCAUCUCCAACUGCUGAACUAGAGUCCGCAUUAGAAGAAGCCAUUGUUAAACAAUAUGAUAACAGAUUAGAAAAUAAAGAUUUAGAUGAAUUAAAUGAAUUAGAAGAUGAAGAAGAUGAAGAAUUUCUUAAUCAUUAUAAACAAAAACGAAUGGCAGAAAUUAAAAAACUUUCUGAAAAGAAGAAAUUUGGUCAUGUAUUACCCAUUAGUAAAAAUGAAUAUGAAGAUGAAGUAACAAAAGCUUCCAAAGAAUCAUAUGUAUUAGUUCAUUUAUCAUUACAAUCAAGUUUACAAAGUAGAUUAUUAUCAUCUAUAUUGAUUAAUUUGGCAUCAAAAUUCCCGGAAUUGAAAAUAUGUGAUAUCCCAGCACAAAGAUGUAUAGAAAAUUAUCCUGAAUCAAAUUGUCCAACAUUAAUUAUAUAUCAUGAUACAAAUGUUGUCAAACAAUUUAUUACAUUGACUCAAUUGGGUGGUAAUGCCACUACUUUGAAAGAUAUUGAAACUGCUUUAGCAGAUUUAGAUGUAAUUGGUUUCCAUGAUAAACGAUUGAUUAUUAAUAAUGAAGAUGAAGAUGAAGAUUUAAAAGAAGCAAAGAAAUUAAGAUUUGCAAAGAAAUCUAUAAGAGAUGGAAGGAGGAGGAAUAGUGAGGAUGAUGAAGAUGAAGAUGAAGAUGAAGAUGAUUUUUACGAUUAA